Parasteatoda tepidariorum (common house spider) is the source of this 3543-nucleotide messenger RNA. Lineage: Eukaryota; Metazoa; Arthropoda; Arachnida; Araneae; Theridiidae. The record is from RefSeq and is a predicted model, not a curated record.
AAAAGCCAUUAGCUUGGAAAAGAUUACUGUUUACAGAUUUAUUUCUCUUACAAAUCUAAAUGUUAAGGAAAUCAUGGCACCCUUUACAUUAACAUAAAUUUAUGGGAUGUGAAAGACCCUUUUUAUUCUCAGAUUUUCUUAUUUUGCAAUUUUAAUUGAAAAUUAGAAUAAUAUAUUUUAUAAACAAUGUCUCUGGAACUAAAAGAAGCAAAACAGAGUCGAUUCCAGAAGUUCAAAAAGAAGGUUAAGCUGACUAAGCUAAGCAGAAGUAAUAGCACGAAAGAACAUGUUGAAAAAUAUUAUAUCAAUAAUAACAACGCCUAUGAAGAUGCCUUAGAUGGAUUACACAUUGAUGGAUUGCCUUCUUUAGAUGAAUCUAUUAAAGAAGCAAAACUAUCUUUGGAUCUCUUUUUUCAAAAUAAGUUUGCUGCAGCUCUUGAUAGUCUUAUGUCAUGGUCUCAUAUCAGUACUUACCAUGCUUUGGGAAAAGGCACGAUGCUUUUCAUGCAAGCUCUUCUUACUAUGGAAAGUAAAGAAAUUGAAAAAGCAGCUGAAGCACUAAGACAGGCUGUGGAUGUUUGCCAAAGGAAAAGGAAGAAGCAUACCAUGUCUAAGAUGCUGCGUCGACCUGACUAUAAUUUAUAUACAGAGGAAGAAGUUCAUGCAGAGUUGUGUUAUGCUGAAUGCUUACUUUUGACUGCAGUUUUAACAUUUGUUGAAGAUCAAAGCCUUGUCAAUUUUGUACGAGGCAGUUUAAGAAUACGAACCUGUUAUCAUUCUUACAAGGAAUGUAUGCACAUAUUAGAGACUAGAAAAUGGAGUAAUGAGCUGAGAAAGAAACAUUUUGAAAGUGGUGUUCGAAUGGGUGUUGGUACUUUUAAUUUGAUGAUUUCUCAACUUCCUUCAAAAGUCUUGAAACUUCUGGAAUUUAUCGGAUUCUCUGGAAACCGUCAAUUGGGCUUGAAAGAACUUGAUGAAGGUUAUGCCAUGAAAGAAAGUUUAAGGUCACCACUCUGUGCUCUUAUUUUGGUAACAUUCCAUACUUUGGUCACAUAUAUGUUUGGCUGUGGAGAUGGCGACAUAGAAACAUCAGAGAGAAUAGUACAAGAAAUGCUCUUCAGAUACCCAGAAGCAGCUUUGUUCAUUUUCUUAUCUGGGCGAAUAAAAAUGCUGAAAGGACAAAUUAAUGAGGCCAUUGACACAUAUCAACUGUCCAUUAAUGUUCAGCAAGAGUGGAAACAAUUUCAUUAUCUUUGUUAUUGGGAAUUGUUGUGGUGCCACUGCUUUAAAUGUGAUUGGAAAGAAGCAGCAAAAUGCUCUGAUAUAUUGAGAUUAGAGUGUAAGUGGUCUCCGGCAGUUUAUACUUAUGUUCAUGCCUCAAUUCUCUUUAUGAUGGUAGAAGAAGGAAAUACAGAAUUACAAGGCACUAUUUCAGAACUGAUGGAGAAAGUUCCAAGCUUAAAACAACGAUUAGCUGGUAAGUCAAUACCUUUAGAAAAGUAUGUAGUACGAAAAUCUGUCAAGUUUGUGUCCCAGAAAGGUCGACUGAUUGUUCCAGCAUUGGAAUUGGUGUAUAUUUGGAAUAGUUUUCCAAUGAUAGCAAAAUCUCGUGAACUCACUGAAAAUAUUCUUUGUAAAAUCAAUAAUAUAUUUUCUAGUCUUGGAGAUGCCAAAGAUAUAGCGGAUGCACCACUUGAUGAUUACUGUUUAAUAUUGCUACUCAGAGGUGUAUGUUAUACUAAUUUGGGACGCAUCAAUCAAGCUGAAGAUUGUUUCCGUGAAGUCAUUGCUUGUGAAAAGCGAGUUAAAGAUGAUAUGUAUUUGAUACCUUUCACUAUGACUGAAUUAGCAUUGAUCAAGUUAAAGCAGGGAGAUGGUGUAACUGCUAAAGAACUUUUGGAACCAGCUCGGCACAACUAUCGUGGUUAUCCCCUCGAAACCAUCCUCCAUUUCAGAGUUCACUCAAUUCUGCGCCAGCUGCGUGCCAAAGGUCAUGUGAUUCCUACUCCUUCACCAAAAUCUACACCUCUUCAUUCACCUGAUCCCUCUCCUAAUCGUAAUGGAGAGAUACCAGAAUUCCCUUAUUUGAGAGAGAGUCCUACUAUGCAGCCCAAACGAAAUUUGCUGCACCCCCCAGCUGACCUGGGCUCUUGUGUUUCACUCCCAUGAGUCUUUCGUUUUUGGAUUUAUGUUUAUUUAUUAAACAGCUAAAGUACUCUUAUGUUUUCCUGAGAUAUAUGUUUAUUUUGAUGAAAUCACGUCUUAGUUUAAAAAGUUGCAUUUCCCAAUCCUUUGUUUUUGUCACAAGUUAAUACACUGAAUGUUAUAUGUUUAAAUAUUGUUUGUGUAUUGUUAUAUAAAUGUUCUAAGAUAUGUUGAUUUUAAAUUUAUAGUUUAUUGUAUCAAUAGAUAUGAGUGUCAAUACAGAUCUUUAUAGAUAUGUUAAGUUCAUUGAGAUUCUAUUACCUUUUUUAAUUGUGUAUAUAAUUUGCUUUCAUUCAAUACCUAAAGUUUAAGAACUGCCUUUUUGUUUCUUAGCGUUAUAUUUUACAGCUUUAACUCGGUCUAUUAAUUAAGAGUUUAUUUUUUAUUUAUAACACACUUUCAUGAGCUAAUUUUGAAUUUCACCAAAAAUUCACAACAUAAUUCGAAUUAAAAAUGCAAUGUUUUUGGUUAGAUUAUAAAAUUUAUUAUUUAAAUGCAUUAAUCUGAAUUACAGAUUUCAUCUAGUGGUAAAUUCUCAAUCUGUAAAUGUUACAUGUUGUGUUAAUCAUUCUGUAUGCAGUUAUUACCUAAGUUGCUCAUUUUUUUGUGUGUAGUUUUUUGCAUUUAUAGUUCUGUGAUAUUUUAUCACUAAUUGUUUAUAGUUUAAUAAAAUAAAGCAAAGAAAAACAUUUUAACCACUCAUAUUUAAAUUUAUUUAGUAUAGUCAUUUAUGGCAUGUUUUAUUUAUUGUGAUUUUAAUAGUAAUUAAACAGGUUAUGCCUCCAUUCCAGGCUUUUAAUAUUCUUUAUUGCAUAAUUUGAUCAAUAGAUACAAAAUUGAAACAAACAUUUCAGUUGUAAUAAUCAGAAUCUCUAGUGCAAGUAAAUAAGACCCUAGUUAUUCAUAUGUAGACAGCACAAAAAAUUUCUUGUACUGAAAUAAUUACUUUCACAAUUCAUGGGCGUAUAUUUCAACUAAAAUAUCCCUCUAUGACUUAUCAUGCCUUAAGACUUCUUAUUUACUUAAACAUAACUUGUGUUUGUUGUUAUGGAACUUUCGACUAUGCGCUAAGUACGGAAAUUUAUUUUCAGGAUCAAUACUACAAUUGUCGAUUUGUUCAAUCUGAUUUCAAAAGGAAACACAAUCUCUGAUACCUGUUAAACUGUCGAAGCUUUCUUCUUUAAUUCAUUUGCUAGUUGUAAUUUACUUUCAUUGAUAAUAGUAAUCAAAAUAUCUUCAAAUUUAGUCAUUUUUAUAUAAUUUACUAUUUUAAAGAUUUCCAUCAAACCAUGUAUUUUAAUAUUUUUAAGUAUAUUUUCACAUAAUUUACCAGUUUUA